Messenger RNA from Sander lucioperca (pikeperch), 3728 nucleotides. RefSeq names its product ADAM metallopeptidase domain 9 (gene adam9a). Gene Ontology annotation, molecular function: metalloendopeptidase activity. Gene Ontology annotation, cellular component: plasma membrane. NCBI's taxonomy places the organism in Eukaryota, Metazoa, Chordata, Actinopteri, Perciformes, Percidae. The transcript has 26 exons. The record is from RefSeq and is a predicted model, not a curated record. The coding region runs from base 352 to 2829 and encodes 825 amino acids. Gene Ontology annotation, biological process: proteolysis.
UGUAGUGCGUCACAGGAAGCAGCGAGUAUUUCCGCUAUCUUGUUUUAGAUUCCAGUCGAGUUUACAAGGAGAGAAAUAGCUGCUCCACACGGUUGAACAACUGAAACAUCAGCGGGAGACAUUUUGGGUCCGAGUGUUAGCUAACGACUGUGACUGAGGAUCAUCAGCUGGGACAGGAAUAUGGCUCGGCCGAGGAAGAAAACCACUCCGGGGUGUUUAGCAUGAGGCUCCGCGGGGGGAAACGGCUGGAAGACAACAGUAAAAACUACAAUAAUAAUAAUAAUAAUAUCAAGAAGAAGCAAAGGAGGAGAAGGGCUAUCUGUGUGAAAACUGCCCGGUGACAUUUAAAAGAUGAAGAUGGGAGGGAUGGUGGAGCUGCUGGAGGUCUGCUGCCUGCUGCUGCUGUGGCUCAGCGGAAACUCACACUGCAGAGACUCUCAGCAGACAGAACACCUCUCCUCCUAUCAGAUGACUGUCCCUCGACCAGUAGGAGGCAGGCUGAGGCGGGACGUGGACGGGAGACUCCCCAAUCAGGUCUCUUAUGUCGUCACUGUGGAUGGAAAAGAUCAUGUUGUUCAUCUGGAGAGAAAUGAACUGCUGCUUCCUGCAGACUUCACUGUUUUCUCCUACAGUCAGAACGGAUCACUCAUCACAUCCAGACCACCUGUACAGGACCACUGUCACUAUCAGGGCUUCAUUCAGGACAUGAAGGGUUCUUCUGUUGCUAUGAGUAUCUGCAACGGCCUCAGAGGAGUGUUGCAUCUCGCUGACGACAGUUAUGGCAUUGAGCCGUCAGACUUUGCCCCUGACCAGCACCUGGUGUACCGCCUGCAGGAUGUGACAUCACAGCCCCGGGGGUGUGGCACGCCCCACGAUGAUGAGCGUGAUCAUGACAACAACGCCACGGAGCACGCUCAGUACAAACCUGAGGAAAUCCACCAUAGACAGCACAGCAGGAUGAAGCGAGCUAUUCUCCAUCAGACUCACUACGUGGAGCUGCUGCUGGUAGUCGACAACGACAGGUAUAAUUAUAUGAACAAGAACGAGACAGCAGUGAGGGAAGAGAUGGUUCAUCUAGCCAACUUUAUAGACAGCAUUUACGUACAGCUAAAUGUUCGGGUGGUGCUGGUUGGCCUGGAGAUCUGGACUCAGCAGAACCUGAUCAACACUGACGGAGGAGCCGGAGAGGUGCUGAGUCGCUUUACUCAGUGGAGAGAGAAAGAUCUGGUUCCCCGUCGCCGCCAUGACUCAGCACAACUCAUCCUGAAAAAGAGUUUUGGGGGAACAGCAGGAAUGGCGUUCGUCUCCACUGUCUGCUCCCGGAGCCACGGGGGCGGGAUCAACGCGUUCACCAAUAACAACAUUCCCUCGUUCGCCUCCAUCGUGGCUCAUGAACUUGGUCACAACCUUGGGAUGAACCACGAUGACGGACGUCCCUGUACUUGCGCCACCUCCGCCUGCAUCAUGAACUCUGGAGCCACAGGAUCCAGAAACUUCAGCAGCUGUAGUGCUGAUGACUUUGAGAAGAUGAUCUUGUUGACGGGGGGAACCUGUCUCCUGAAUGUCCCUCGGCCUGACGAGGCCUACAGCGCCCCCUACUGUGGAAACAAACUGGUGGACAUGGGAGAGGAGUGCGACUGUGGAUCACAGAAGGAGUGUGAGGAGGACCCCUGCUGUGAGUAUCAGACCUGUAAACUCAAGUCGGGAGCUCAGUGUGCAUAUGGAGAAUGCUGCUACAAUUGUCAGUACCUACCAGGUGGAACGGUGUGUCGGUCCAGUACAGAUGAGUGUGAUCUACCUGAGUACUGUAACGGCUCCUCGUCCCUUUGCCAGAGCGACGUCUUUGUCCAGAAUGGGCAGCCUUGCAGGAACCAGCAGGCCUACUGUUAUAACGGGAAGUGCCAAUACUACGACGGACAGUGUCGGGCCAUAUUUGGAUCCAAGGCGAAGGUGGCUCCUGAAAUCUGUUUUAAAGACGUCAACAGUAAAGGGGAUCGCUUCGGCAACUGUGGCUACCACAACUACGGCUACAAAAAGUGUGAAAGCAGAAACGCUCUGUGCGGGAAGCUGCAGUGCUCUAACGUUCAGAGUGUGACAGUGUUUGGCAUCGAACCGUCGAUCAUCAGCACGCCGAUCGGAGGAGCCAAAUGUUACGGAGUCGACUUCAUGUUGGGAUCAGACGUCCCAGAUCCAGGCAUGGUGAACGAAGGGACCAAGUGUGGAGACAACAAGGUCUGCAUAAACUUUGAGUGUCGCAGCACCGACAUCCUGAACUACGACUGUGACGUGGAGAAGAAAUGUCACGGACAUGGAGUGUGUAACAGUAACAGGAACUGUCACUGUGAGGACGGCUGGGCUGCACCUUUCUGUGAGGUCAAAGGUUACGGAGGCAGCGUGGACAGCGGACCCACCUGGAACGAUAAAGACACGUCUGUCCGAGAUGGUGUGCUGGUCUUCUUCUUCCUCGUCCUUCCUCUUCUCGCUCUGGGUGUGUUUGUUUUCCUGCGCAGGAACGAGCUGCUGCGACAACUCGGGUUGGGCCGCAGGAAGAGGUCGCAGGGAUACCAGGCUGAUGGUGCAGCUUCAGCCAAUCCCAGCAGAGGACCGCCUCCCAGAGCGCAGCCUCCAUCUGUUGCCCGGGGCAAUGCCAACAACAUUGUUAGAGACGGGCACCACGCUCAGCUACUGCCACCACAGGAGGUGGUGGAGACCAACAGGACGGCUUCCUCCUACGCUCUGAGGCCUCCCCCUCCCCCUCUAAAACCGAAACCUUCUGCUGCAUCUCAGCCUCUGGUGCCUCAAAGACCUGCCCCCGCUCCACCUGUUUAACCAAUCAGGGGGCCCUGCCCACCCCACCUGGAUGACAUCGCCUCUUUUUCUCCUCCUCUUCAACCCCAGUCACCCAACACUCAAAGCUGGUUACCUAGCAACAGCCAGGUAAGGAUUCUGGAGACAAGAUGGCAGACAUUCGGUCCUGGACUACGAACUGGACCAGGAACGGGACCGCCUGACCAGGAAACUAAACCGUCAGACAUCGGGACUGAACUGAAGCAGCUACUGUUCCUUACAGACUUUCUUUCUUUCUUUUGUGAUGCAUUGUCUGCUCUGUCACCAAACCAGCCAAUCAAUUUUACCUGUGACAUCAACAAGCCAAAUACUAGAUAAACUUGUUCUUACCAAAUCACAUUUUGUAUUCCUGCUGUUAAAAGCUCUUCUAAUAAUUUCACUUAUUUAAAUGAAGUUAUUUAGCAUGCUGGCUAACUUACAAACAAUUGUGAGUUAGGGUUCCAAGGUUACAAUUAAUGCUAGUUAGCUGCAGUGUUUCCCAAAUGUUAUACUACUGCUAGCAUUACAAAAUAUAUGUAGUUAGCUAGCCAGUUUAACUAAUGUUUGAUAGCUAAGCUUACAAGUUCAUGAGCUAAUGCUAAUUGGCCUUGUUACCAGUUAAACAGUUGGCACUGCUGAGUCAUCAAAUGUUUAUUCAUCAUCAUCAACAUUUUGUACUCUAAAAUUAUUUAAUUAAAACCGGCUAGCUAACAACACUAGCACGCUUACAAUGUUGUGAGAAAGUGCUACAUAGCAACAGUGUGUCCCAAAUUUCAUGCUACUGCUAGCGUUAUAAAAUAUUCACUGUAUAUUUAGCUAGCCAGUUUGGUAAUGUUUAACAGCUAGCAGUGCUAGCAAGCUUACAUGUUUGUGAGCUAAUGCCACUAGACCAGUAGCUUCCC